Tripterygium wilfordii is the source of this 1527-nucleotide messenger RNA. Its product is annotated as serine carboxypeptidase-like 20. Gene Ontology annotation, biological process: secondary metabolic process; proteolysis. The record is from RefSeq and is a predicted model, not a curated record. The transcript is spliced from 15 exons. Gene Ontology annotation, molecular function: serine-type carboxypeptidase activity; acyltransferase activity, transferring groups other than amino-acyl groups. Lineage: Eukaryota; Viridiplantae; Streptophyta; Magnoliopsida; Celastrales; Celastraceae. Bases 1 to 1527 code for a protein of 508 amino acids.
AUGAUCACGUGCAAAAUUGGAGAGACUUCUCAGCUGCUCGAUAAUCGGCUGUUCGAUUCUGCAAACAUCUCAGUUGAUCAGACUAGGGAUCAAGAUGUUGUUUUUCUAUCUCUGCACAGGAGAGAGUUGUAUCUCUUUUUGGGUUUAGUCAUUUGCUUCACUUUUAUGAGGUUUACAUCCAUUGAAGCGAUUCUUGAAGAUGUUCUUGUAACACAUCUUCCUGGUUUCAAAGACGCCUUCCCAUCAAAACACUAUUCAGGGUACAUAGAAAUAGACAAUGAAAGGUAUCUAUUCUACUACUUUGUCGUUUCUGAGAGAGAACCGAAGAAUGAUCCUAUUGUUUUAUGGCUCAAUGGAGGACCUGGAUGUUCUAGUUUUGAUGGAUUUGUCUAUGAACAUGGUCCAUUUAAUUUUGAAACUGGAAAGCCACAUGGAAGCCUACCAACAUUGCGUCUCAAUCCAUAUAGUUGGUCCAAGGUUUCAAAUAUUAUUUAUUUGGAUUCUCCCGUUGGUGUUGGGUUCUCUUACUCUAAAGGCAAAACCAAAUACGUGACUGGAGAUCGUAAGACUGCUAUUGAUACACAUACAUUCUUGGUAAAGUGGUUUAAGCUAUACCCAGAAUUUGUGAAUAACUCAUUUUAUAUUGCUGGAGAAUCGUAUGCUGGUGUUUAUAUACCAACUCUUGCUGUAGAAAUAAUACAAGGUAUCAAAGAUGGUAUUGAAACCAAAAUUAAUUUCAAGGGCUAUAUGGUGGGAAAUGGGGUGAUUGAUGUCACUGACAUAGCAUUUCAUACUGAUGUUAAAAUUCAAUUUAUGAAUGGUAUGGGACUGAUCUCAGAUGAUCUUUUUGAGGAUAUUCAAGUUGCUUGUAAAAUGGAUAAUGACAAAGACCAGUGUAACUAUUACCUUAGUAAAGCUGCCAAGAUAAUUGAUGGUAUGAACAAGUAUAAUAUCCUAGAACCCUGUUACCAUCCACCAAAAGAAAAUGGAAAUUCGACAUCAAUGCCUCUUCUGGUGAGGAAUCGAACGAUCGAUCUUAACAAUUUUGCGGGCUUAUGGACUAAUAGUAAAGGAAUUGAUGAUUGCUUUAAUGAUGAAGUUGCAACUACAUGGCUAAAUAAUGCAUUAGUGAGGAAAGCAAUCCACGCAGAGCCGGUUGAUAUGAUCGGACAUUGGGUCAUUGUCUCAGAAAACAUUCUUAAUAGUUAUGAAAAAGAUCUCGGGAGCAUGAUUCCGUACCAUAGAGAGCUAACAACGGCAGGGUAUCGCGCACUUAUAUAUAGUGGAGACCAUGAUAUGAUUGUUCCAUUUACUGGAACCCAAAGAUGGAUUAAAUCACUUGGAUAUGAGAUCGUUGAUGAAUGGAGGCCAUGGUUAGUGAAUGACCAAGUUGCCGGAAUUAUACAAGGAUAUAACCAUGAACUCACAUUUCUCACCAUUAAGGGUGCCGGGCAUAGAGUCCCUAACAGCAAGCCACAAGAGGCAUUGCAUUUCUAUAGCCGUUGGUUGGACGGAGAGCCCAUAUGA